AUGAGGGCUCUUCUCUUGCUUUCUCUUAUCCUCGCUGUGAUGACCGUUUGCUCGGCCUACCAUAGAAAGCUCGUGGUUGAAGGAAACAGCGGCCCCCUGACCGACGCGGGAAUAGGUAUAGGAGAGAGAGAAGACACGAAGAGCGCGCUGAGGUACACAGGGAGUAACGCCGACAAUCACCAUAGCAUACCCAGACCGCAGUACGGAGGUCGGAACGGAAAUGGAGGCCAGCAAACCCCAGGCGGAGACGAUCAGAGUAGCGGUGGGUCUGGGGGUGGCGGGACCAACUAA
Molecule: messenger RNA, 291 nt
Organism: Spirodela intermedia
Lineage: Eukaryota; Viridiplantae; Streptophyta; Magnoliopsida; Alismatales; Araceae
Source: the annotation of a GenBank genome assembly